AUGAAUGCGACACGCAGCUCCAUCCUGCUCGGCUUUAGGCCUUUCCAACAUGGCUCUCCCCUAAAAGUCCUCGACCAGAACAUCCUCUUUUCUCUAUAUAACUCCGCUCCCAGGCACUCACGGAUACUCUCCCGCUCUUUUUCCGCUUGUCCUCCACCGACCACCAUCACUGCUCGACCCUGCAACAUUCUAUUCGGCGAUUUUUCUGCACCUGAUACCCCUCUCCGUUUCGCUCGUCCAACUAUCUCCUCUCAAAUUCGUCGCUUUUCAGCGUGUCGCGCAUUGAAAGAGAGCCCAACUCCGGUCAUAAAGGUCCAAUCAAAAUCAAAGUCGGACGAUGAAGCUGAUGGAGAAGAGGAAGCUUUUGAGAAAAGUGAAAAGGCCGCUCAAGCAUCUCAGGUCAACUUGAGCGCAAGACUCUCGAAAGAAGGCGCUUCGGGAAAGUCCUCGGGUUUUGGUGAGAUAUGGCGACUCAUUAAAAUUGCCCGCCCAGAAUCGGGAACUCUUGUCUGGGCCUUCGUUUUCCUCCUCAUCUCUUCCGCCAUCACAAUGUCAAUACCAUUCUCGAUCGGGAAGAUCAUGGAUAUCGCAACUAAGGGACAAGCGAAAACCGAAGGUCCAGAUACCGAACUCAAGACCGACAUGCUCUUUGGUCUGAGCUUGACCACAUUCUACACUGCUCUACUAGCAAUUCUUGCCACGGGUGCGGCUGCCAACUAUGGGCGCAUUGUCAUCCUGCGAAUUGUGGGAGAACGCAUUGUUGCCAGGCUUCGAUCACGACUAUUUCGCCAGACCUACGUUCAGAAUGCGGAGUUCUUCGAUGCCAACCGCGUUGGAGACCUGAUUUCUCGCCUAAGUUCUGAUACCAUUAUUGUAGGCAAGUCCAUAACCCAGAAUCUUUCGGACGGGUUGCGUGCAUUUGUGAGUGGAGCAGCUGGGUUUGGUCUCAUGGCUUGGGUUUCAUUGAAAUUGACCGGCAUCUUGACUCUACUCUUUCCUCCUGUGGCUAUAGCAGCAUUUUUCUAUGGCCGUGCCAUUCGCAAUCUCAGCCGAAAGAUACAGAAGAAUCUGGGAACAUUGACCAAAAUUGCGGAAGAGCGACUGGGAAAUGUGCGCACCUCUCAGGCGUUCGCUGGAGAGAUAUUGGAAGUGCAUCGGUACAACACUCAAGUACGGAAAAUCUUCGAUCUUGGCAAGAAAGAAUCGUUGAUCAGUGCAACCUUCUUCUCAUCUACUGGUUUCAUGGGUAACAUGACCAUUCUGACCUUGCUUUACGUUGGAGGUGGUAUGGUAUCGAAUGGGACCAUCAGCAUUGGUGAACUCACCUCAUUUCUGAUGUACACUGCUUACGCUGGGUCAUCGUUAUUUGGGCUAUCCUCUUUCUACUCAGAGUUGAUGAAAGGUGUGGGUGCUGCUUCCCGCCUCUUUGAGCUCCAGGAUCGAGAACCCACGAUCAGCCCAACCAAGGGUCAAAAGGUGAUCUCGGCACGUGGUCCUAUCAAAUUUGAGAACUUGUCGUUCAGUUAUCCGACCAGACCUGCUGUUAACAUCUUCAAGAAUCUUGAUUUCGAGAUUCCUCAAGGAUCUAAUGUAGCCAUCGUUGGACCGUCGGGUGGAGGAAAGAGCACGAUUGCAUCGCUCAUCCUACGUUUCUACGUGCCCAACCAGGGGCGAAUACUGAUCAAUGGGAAGGACAUUUCAGAAAUGAAUGUCAAGUCGUUACGGCGAAAAAUUGGCAUAGUCUCGCAGGAGCCGGUCUUGUUUUCGGGAACAAUUGCCGAGAACAUUGCUUACGGACGGCCCCAUGCAACUCGGUCAGAGAUUCUGCGUGCGGCUCGGCGGGCAAAUUGUCAAUUUAUCAGUGACUUCCCGGAUGGGUUGGACACGUUUGUUGGAGCUCGAGGAGCACAACUGUCUGGAGGACAGAAGCAACGAAUCGCGAUUGCCCGAGCGCUGGUUAAACAACCGGACAUACUGAUACUCGACGAAGCUACAUCGGCGUUGGAUGCCGAAUCCGAAACACUGGUCAAUGAAGCACUGGGUCAGUUGCUCAAGGCAAGUAACACAACAAUAUCGAUAGCACAUCGUCUCUCGACCAUCAAGCGAUCGGACACAAUUAUUUGUCUAAGCAGCGAUGGUCGAGUUGCUGAGAUGGGAUCUUUCAAAGAACUCAGCAGCCGACCAGACGGAGCAUUCACCAAACUCAUGGAAUGGCAGAUGAGUGGUGGUGAGACAGAAAAAUCCAAGGUUAAUGACCUUGCGAUUAAUGCAGAUCGCAGCGGUCCACCAUCGGAGAAAGAUGACAUUGAAGCCGACUUGGAAGCAUCGGAUGAGGAAGAGAGUGAGGAGAUCAAAAGCAGCAAAGCAGAAGAAACAGUCAGCCAAGUGGUGGAACCAAAGACGCCGUGA
This is a messenger RNA of Exophiala bonariae, 2409 nucleotides long. Its product is annotated as multidrug-resistance transporter mdr2. The coding region runs from base 1 to 2409 and encodes 802 amino acids. Lineage: Eukaryota; Fungi; Ascomycota; Eurotiomycetes; Chaetothyriales; Herpotrichiellaceae. Gene Ontology annotation, biological process: oligopeptide export from mitochondrion. The record is from RefSeq and is a predicted model, not a curated record. The transcript has a single exon. Gene Ontology annotation, cellular component: mitochondrial inner membrane. Gene Ontology annotation, molecular function: ATP binding; ATP hydrolysis activity; ABC-type oligopeptide transporter activity.